AUGAAGUUUGGAAAACGGUUUCAGGAGGAGAUGGUGGAGCAAUGGCGGGAGUCGUACGUUAACUACAAGGCACUGAAGCAACUCAUUUACCACUCGGAGUUGAGUGGCGUUGAAUUUAGCCGUGAUUUUUUUGCCAUGGUCACAGAAGAGUUGGAGAAGGCAGAGGGAUUGUUUCAGGACCUACUGGAUGAGCUACAGCAAAGUCAUGAUGAGUUACUUGAGCAGGAUCCGGACCUGCCCGUUAUGAACCCAAUACGUACUUUGCGCUUUUAUCGGAAGCGUUUACACCGGGACACACGAUCCACCAAUGGGAGUGGGGAUUCGGAGGUUUUUGAUAGCUCCAGGGCCAGUUCCACGGUGGAUCCCGAGCCGGGCAGAAGAGGAUGCAUUCCCUCUGUCGUCAAGAGCCUUUUCCUGCUGAUCAUCGGGGAUUCCCAUAAGCGGGCGUUUGACGAGCACGCCCCAAGGGCCAAGUUUGCGGAGUGGCAUUCGAGUGCUCACAAACUGCAACACUUUGCGGAGUUAAACUUGGAGGCCGUACGUAAGGCGGCAAAGAAACUCAAGAAACAUCGACGUCGUGAAGGGGAUUUCACAAUUGCCAUUGAAGCCGAAAUCAAUCGCUCCCGUCUUGUGACGCUUAUGCCUCGGCUGCGCUCUCUGAUGGCGGAUAUAGACUCAGAUUAUGAACGCAAGUUUGGAGAUUCACUGGAUCAGUAUAAAAAUGUGGCAAUGCAGCAGGCGUAUCAUGCGAAGUGGCAAUUUGUGUUUCUUUCGGCUGCUUUGUUUUGUCUCCUAAUGUUUUCUCCCAUCUUAUCGGAACACCCACCGGCACACAACUGUGUGGCUCU
Messenger RNA from Trypanosoma cruzi, 848 nucleotides. RefSeq names its product sodium/sulphate symporter, putative. The transcript has a single exon. The record is from RefSeq and is a predicted model, not a curated record. Lineage: Eukaryota; Euglenozoa; Kinetoplastea; Trypanosomatida; Trypanosomatidae. Gene Ontology annotation, cellular component: cytoplasm. The annotation marks the transcript as partial.